Uncinocarpus reesii 1704 is the source of this 678-nucleotide messenger RNA. RefSeq lists its product as uncharacterized. The record is from RefSeq and is a predicted model, not a curated record. The coding region runs from base 1 to 678 and encodes 225 amino acids. Lineage: Eukaryota; Fungi; Ascomycota; Eurotiomycetes; Onygenales; Onygenaceae. The transcript is spliced from 2 exons. Gene Ontology annotation, molecular function: protein kinase activity; ATP binding. Gene Ontology annotation, biological process: protein phosphorylation; spliceosomal complex assembly; regulation of mRNA processing.
AUGCUCGGCUUUCGAACUGCGGUCCGCGCACAUACCCGAAGCUGGCCUGUCUCGAAAUCCUUCGUUGGCCUUGGGCGCUGGAACCGCUCUAUCAAUCACGUUUGCGGCAGAUCGGUUACCUCAAUUGCAUCGUCUCCGCGGAGCUUCCCGUCGUUCGGGUUUGACGAGGUUGACCAUUGGCAGCCGAUCGAAGAGGAGAGACUCCCUAAUUAUCAGGCCGAGAAAUAUUACCCCGUCCGCAUCGGGGAAAUAUUCAAUUCGAGGUAUCAGGUCAUUACAAAACUUGGGUUUGGGACGGCUUCCACGAUAUGGCUCUGUCGGGAUCUGCGAGAGCGCCGCUAUUUGGCUCUUAAAGUCCAUGUAUUAACUCGCGAUUUGCCUGCCGAACUUGUUCUGGCGAAAUACAUGAACGGCAUUAACGGAAAACAUGAAGGUGCCAAACAUGUACGACGUGUGCUUGAUUGGUUUGAGAUAUCCGGCCCGCAUGGGAGGCACCACUGCAUCCUUUAUGAACCUACCGGUGUGGAUAUCACAACAUUUAUCCAUCGGCUAAAGGGUGCAGCGCUGCAAGAGAACCUGACGCGGAUCACUGCGAGAGUGAUGCUGAUGGGCCUGGAUUACCUUCAUAAGAUCAAUAUCGUGCACACAGGUGAUACAACCACCGUUGACAGCAUUUGA